AUGUCCGAAGUUUACCGAAAUAUUCCGUUCGAUAACCCGUACGGUGGCGUAUGGAAACAGGGAUGGCAGGUCACAUAUCCGAGCAAUUUAUGGAACGCAACACAACCCCUGAAGGUCCUAGUUGUCCCACAUUCACACACAGAUCCAGGAUGGCUAAUGACGUACACAGAGUAUUAUACUUAUCACGUAAAAGACAUUCUAAACAAUAUGUUGAUGAAGUUAGAGCAAUAUCCAGAGGCUAAAUUUAUUUUUGCUGAAAUUUCUUUUUUCCAUCUGUGGUGGGAUGACCUUAUUGUAGACAACAGGCUUAAAGUUCAAAGCUUACUAGAUGAAGGUCGGCUUGAGAUAGUGACAGGAGGAUGGGUUAUGGCUGACGAGGCCAGUACACAUUACUUUGCCAUGCUUGACCAACUGAUAGAGGGACACCAAUGGCUUAGUCAAACUCUUGGCGUGAAACCUACUUCAGGAUGGGCGAUAGAUCCAUUCGGCCAUUCCUCUACAAUGGCAUACAUGCUCGGUCAGUCAGGCUUUAACGGUAUGGUUAUGCAACGAGUCCACUAUGCCGUGAAAAAGUAUUUGGCCAAGGCGAGACAGUUGGAAUUCAUGUGGCGACAGAUAUGGGACAGUGAAGGUUACACGGAUAUGUUAAGUCACGUGAUGCCGUUCUACUCGUACGAUAUUCCUCACACGUGCGGACCCGACCCAGCCGUCUGCUGCGAAUUCGACUUCGCCAGAAGGCCUGUUGGUAAACUAAAGUGCCCAUGGAAACAGUCUCGAGUUGAGGCAAUUACAGAAGCAAACGUGGAGAAAAGGUCUCGCACAAUUGUAGACCAGUGGAAGAAAAAGGCUAUGUUAUUUAAAGGCAAUGUUGUGCUGGUUCCCCUUGGUGAUGACUUCCGGUAUCAAACAGCUAAAGAAUGGGACGAGCAAUUUACCAAUUAUUUAAAACUUUUCGAAUAUAUCAACAGUAAUACAAACUUAGGCGUUCAGGCACAAUUUGGCACUUUAUCCGAUUAUUUUCGGAUUGUACACGAAGAGAUAUCAACCGGAAGUAGGCGUGAUGACGUCACAUACCCAGAAGAGAAGCGGAUAGAUUCUUUAACUGGUGAUUUCUUUGCAUACGCUGACAGGGACGACCAUUAUUGGAGUGGUUACUUCACAUCUCGUCCAUUCCAGAAACAUCUGAGCAGAAAACUGGAAAGCCAUUUAAGAGGCGCUGAAAUUCUAUUUACUUUGGCGUCUACGAAGGCUAAACGCUCCCCAAGGAGCGUGUUUGAACUUAUGACUAAGGUGAUGUCUGCGCGGAGGAAUCUAGCCUUGUUUCAACACCAUGAUGGUAUUACUGGCACUUCCAGGGAAAAUGUUGUUAAAGAUUACACAGAAAGACUUGUAAAGUCAUUAGAAGAUAUGAAAGUGGUGAUGAGGGAAUGUGCUUUUUAUUUGACAUUAAAUGAUGAAACUACAUAUAACAGCACGGCACAAUUUUACAAUUUGGAUGAAACAACAAAUAAACAGACAUAUGGCUCAGAAUCUACCGUUCUUGAUCUUGGUGUGGAGCAUGGUGUACCAAGAUCUGUUAUGUUUUACAACUCACUCGGAUAUGAAAGGCGGUCAGUUGUUUCAGUUUUGGUUAACAAACCACACGUUGUAGUACGGGACAAUAAUGGGCGGUAUAUAAAAUCACAGGUCGAACCAUUCUGGACCAAGGAUGGUAACAUUUCAACUCAAAUAUAUCAGAUUACGUUUGAGGUAACAGUAAGUGGCCUUGGAAUAGCUCUGUACACUAUUCAACAUGUUUCUGGAAACGAUAAUGAUAAGGCUUUUGUUGCUAUAGUAACAUCUUUAGAUAAAACAGAUCGAACGAAAGUGAGCCGAAUGAUUGAGGCAGAUAAAAGUGAUGAUAUUGUAUUAGAGAAUAACAAUAUGAAAGCGGUUUUUAACGGGGCGACUGGUCUUUUGCAGUUGAUUUUCAACAAAAGAGAAGGUGUUUGGUACAGGUCAAAAGUUGACUUUCUUUCAUACGGAACAAAAGCGUCAAAAAGUGAAAAAAGUGGUGCAUAUAUUUUCCUUCCUGAUGGCCCUGCCAAGGUUCUGGUUCAGAAAGAAUUCCCUAGGAUAUACGUCAUCCGAGGACCAAUCAGAUCACAGGUGCACGUGUACUCUGAUAUUGUUCCACAACAUAUUGUUACUUUAUAUAAUUCAACAGGUAUUGAAAGUCAAUUUGUUGACAUUCAAAAUAUUGUGGACGUUCGUAAACAGAGAAACUUUGAGCUUGCAAUCAGAAUUACAACUGACAUAGUAAAUACAGAUAGAACAUUCUACACCGACUUAAAUGGUUUUCAGAUACAGAAGCGAAAAGUGCAUAGCAAGUUGCCAUUGCAAGGUAAUGUCUAUCCUUUCACAACCAUGGCGUUCAUACAAGAUGACCUUCAUAGACAUUUUAUUUUGACUGCAAACUCUCUGGGAUUUUCAAAUCCCGAAUCAGGAGUUUUGGAAGUAAUGUUGGAUAGACGUCUGAACCAGGAUGAUAACAGAGGUCUUUUACAAGGUGUUGUAGAUAAUAAACCUACACCGAGUAGGUUCAGACUUCUCAUUGAAAAUUGUGGUGCUCAAGGUUGUGAUAAUGAUAGAAAAAUCGUUUUCCCGUCACCAAUGGGACACCAGUCUUCCCUGGAAUUGAUCCACCCUUUGUUCACAUUUUUAAGCAAUCCAACUUUCUCAGGGAAUUUUCCGUUACAGUCAAACAUUUCCCCACUUACUAAGAAUCUCCCAUGUGAUGUACACAUGUUAAAUCUACGUACAAUCAGUGACAGUGGUGAGCAACACGUGAACAAAAGUUUAUCAGCUCUUAUACUUCAUAGAGUAGGACUGGAUUGCACGUUUGAUAGCAUCAACGACAACUGUGAAAAUUUAGGAGAAAAUGUGACUUUAUCGGAAAUGUUCCGUGAUUCAAUCAUCACAAUAGAUUUUGCCACUGAAACAUCUUUAACAAUGAUGUAUACAAAGAAAAAGUUAGAUGUAGAGGACGCAGUUGUGAUCAAACCAAUGGAUAUAAAAACACUCGUUGUCAACGUGCAUUAA
Messenger RNA from Ruditapes philippinarum (Manila clam), 3081 nucleotides. RefSeq names its product alpha-mannosidase 2-like. The coding region runs from base 1 to 3081 and encodes 1026 amino acids. Gene Ontology annotation, molecular function: alpha-mannosidase activity; carbohydrate binding. Lineage: Eukaryota; Metazoa; Mollusca; Bivalvia; Venerida; Veneridae. Gene Ontology annotation, biological process: N-glycan processing; protein deglycosylation; mannose metabolic process. The transcript has 21 exons. The record is from RefSeq and is a predicted model, not a curated record. Gene Ontology annotation, cellular component: Golgi membrane.